Molecule: messenger RNA, 1625 nt
Organism: Pseudo-nitzschia multistriata
Lineage: Eukaryota; Bacillariophyta; Bacillariophyceae; Bacillariales; Bacillariaceae
Source: the annotation of a GenBank genome assembly
UUUAGGUACAGUAAGGCAAACAAGAAAGAAAGCAUCCGUAGCGCACAAUCCCGUGCGAUCCUUUGUUUCCCACGCACAGGCACUCUUGCAAUACAGCUAGCUAGCUGGCUACAGUACCGUAGUAAGCUUGCGUUCUAUCGAGUUCGGUCUCCGCAAGCCACAGAGUUCCCUGCCAGCAGCCCAAAGCGUUCCGUCCCAUACACUCCAAAGACAGAGCAAGAUGAUCCACCCUCGAUCGCUUUUCGUCGGCCUGGCCCUCGCCUGCCACUCGCUCGGGUGGGUGCCCCUUCUCUGGGCGUUCCGGGCGCCCUUGUACCGCGGGCCGCGGGGCAGGAUCGCCGGAGCGACAGCGGCCCGGCGGUCCGCGCUUCUGGCCUCCUCGGGAGGCAGCGACCGGGAGGCGGAGCCACCGGCGCCGGAGUCCACCGUGGAAGGCCAGGGCAGCGAGACCGCGGAGAACCCACCGCUCGUGCCACCGGGGCAACCCCAGGUGCCAGACACGCGGUCCCGAGCUCCAGCGACCCGGCCGGGCCCGACUCCGAUGGAUCUCAUGGCGGCGAUGGGCACCAGCCCGCGGAGGAUUUUUACGUCCUUUGUCUCGGCCACCGGGAUUGCGCUGGGCGGAAAUUUUCUGGGCGUGACAAGCCGCCUCCUGGCCGGGAUUCCCGAGGAACGGGUCGAGGCCACCGGGAUCGAUACAUACUUUCCACGGGGCGAGUACAAGCGGUGCCGGACGCCGGAAUACACUUUUGUGAUACCGAAAGAAUGGGUGGCCGACACGUACGUCGAGCUCGCCAAGGCCCAGCGAAGGGUCCAGCCACUUGACUACUCGAUGCAGAGAAGCGGCGGCCCCGGGAAAAUCACCACCCUUCCCGACUCCGCCUAUGGCCCCCCGGGCCGGUUCAACCAACAGGGCGUUUCGCAAGCGGGCGACACGAACGUGUCGGUGAUCGUCUCCUCCGGCUUUUCGGGGUUUACGCUCCGGGGGUCGCUCGGGACGCCCGCCGAUGCGGCCGAGACCCUCCUCUCGCGAUCGAUCGCCCCGGAGGGGAGCGGCCGGACCGCCACCCUGCUGCGCUCGGUCGGGGACGGGGGGGACCGGACCUACGCCUUCGAGUACCUGCUGGACCGCGGGACGAGGGGACCGCCCCUCCGGAACAUUGCGGUCGUCGCGGCGUCACCCGAAGGCGACAAGCUCUAUACCCUGACGGUGGUCGCCCCCGCGGAGCGGUGGAAGGACGACGGCUACGACGCGAAGCUCCGAAAGAUCGCGGACAGCUUCCACCUCCGCUGAUUCGAUUCGAUUCCGUGCGAGGCGACGCGACGCGAMGUGAACGGAAACGCGCUCGAGGGGACACAGGCCGGAUGGGACGAUGUGUUUUUUGUGGCGACGGAACAACACCGGCAGGCAGGCAAGCAACCAUGUUCACCGGACGCCUCGUUUCCGAUGGGCACCCGUUAAUGGAUUCGUCUACGAAACACAUUCUUGCGUUUGGAAUUUGGAAGGGAUGAUCUAGAAUUUGGGCCUUUUGGGGUCGUGGGCAAUGCAACUUUUCGAAAUGGGAUGUGUUUGUGGGCAGAACAGGGCACUAGUUGGAUGUUACAGAUAAAGUCACAAGACAGUG